GAAACUAUUUUAUAACAGCUUAUUUUUGUAUUCUGAUUUUCUCAGGACAAGAUAACAACCUCGGAAAGCCUGCUAAUCGGCAAUUGCAUGGCAAAGUCGGUCAAGAACUUUUUCAUCGGGGCCGUCGCCUCUUCCGCUGUAGUUUACAGAGCAACUAGGAGACUUGGGCGUUGGUACAGCUUCUACCUUUCAGCAGGUUCAGGCCUGCUCAUUGGAAGGAUGGUGAUUGAUAGGUCUGCAAAUGCAUGCCUUGAACAAAUAUUAAGUAUUGAAGGUAGUAGGAUGCAAAGAGAAUUAGCAAAUAUUAUAUUAUGGAAGCAUAGAGAAAGCCCAUCAAGAAUGCAGAUGGUACUCAAGUAUUUUUAUCCAGAGGUAGUAUUUACUGAUCAAAAACCUGAUACGCCCCUCAUAAGGUGGAGGGCAAGGAAUGUCUAUGAAGAUGAAACCACUUCCCAAAGAAUUGAAGACAAUGGCGACUGCAGCGAUGAUGUAGAUGCCAAAGCGCUGUCCCCUGGUCAAUCUAAGAGCAAACUGGGUCCUGUAAAUACAUUCCAUGGCAACCUGGGUGAAGAUUUGCUUACAGAUCCACUAGAUUGCAUCGUCUUCGGUAAUCAAGAAUCGAGCGAGGAGAUUCAUCAUGCCGACGGCGCCAAAAUCCGGCGAAGUCAGCGACGUGCUCAAAGGACCGGUCGCCGGCACCACCGAGACCAUGAAACAUAUUCUCAUUCAACAAAAGGCUAGCUGAAAUUGCCUACAGACCUGAAUAAUCUGACUAUGCUGAACCAGAUUUCUUUUCUAGAUUACCCUUUUAAUCUGAAUAGCUGUUUGUCCAUUGCCUCUUCAUGACCAUCUCAUAUUUUGAUUGGCAAAUUUAUUACAUUUGUUGGUCAAGAAGCAAUAUAGUGAAUUCAUGUUUGUCUAAAACUAGUUUAGUAGUUGGAAUCUUAAACCUAUACAAUAUCUUUUUAGCAGUAAAGCCUUGUAUGUGGAAACUUUUUUAUGGUAUAUUCUAAAAUCUGGAAAAACUGGAUGAAGAAUUUUAAUUUAAGUGUCUCAUUAUUCUGUGCGGAUGCGGAACAUAAUUUAUUGUCUGGAGAUCAAUCAGAAUGUGCCACGUCAGCAGUACCGAGCAGCGAUACCGAGCAGUACCGAGCAGGGGGUGAUGUGAUGCAUUCUGGUUGGUCUCUGGACGGUGUUCAGUGUCUGCAUAGAAUAAUUUCUCAUGUUUGGGAUAGCUGCAAUUUUUCAUGAAGUUGGUUAUGAAGUUGCAAUGGAGGAAAUAGCUUUAGGCUUCA
Messenger RNA from Dendrobium catenatum, 1295 nucleotides. RefSeq lists its product as uncharacterized. The coding region runs from base 88 to 741 and encodes 217 amino acids. The transcript has 5 exons. The record is from RefSeq and is a predicted model, not a curated record. Lineage: Eukaryota; Viridiplantae; Streptophyta; Magnoliopsida; Asparagales; Orchidaceae.